UAGCAUGAACAUGAACAUGAACAUGAACAUUGUAUAUUAUAUAUCAUAGAAGGAAACAAAUUUAAUAAACAUAUAUAUGUAAUGAAACAAAAAUGAUGGGAAACCAAGAUGUGAAGCUGCAUAACUUUUUAUUAAGUCCAGUUGGUCGAAGAGUUGAAUGGGCACUAAAACUAAAGGGUAUUGAUUAUGAGUAUGUAGAAGAAGAUAUCUUCAACAAAAGUAGUCUUCUUUUGGAAUUGAACCCGGUUCAUAAGAAAGUUCCGGUUCUUGUUCAUGGCCACAAAUCAAUUGCAGAGUCAUUGAUUAUCCUUGAAUACAUUGAUGAAACAUGGAAGCAAUAUCCAUUGUUGCCUCAUCAUCCUUAUCAAAGAGCUCAUGCUCGGUUUUGGGCCAAGGUAUCGGAUGAAAAGCUUGCAAUGGGUGCAUGGAUUGCAUUGAUUAAGAAAGGGGAUGGAUGGGAAAAGGUUCUAAAGGAGACAAGAGAAGUAAUGGAAAAGUUAGAAGAGGAGAUAAAAGGAAAAAAAUUCUUUGGAGGGGACAAUAUUGGAUACCUUGAUCUUGCUCUUGGAUGGAUCACUUGUUGGCUUCCUGUUUGGGAGGAAAUUGGGUCAUUGCAGGUACUUGACCCAUUAAAAUGUCCAAACAUUUCUUCAUGGAAGACAAAUUUUCUGAGCCAUCCUAUGAUUAAGGACAACUUGCCACCUAGGGAUGAGAUGAUUGCUUAUUGUCACCGUCGCAUACAAGAGUAUCAUGGUUAAUUAUGCAUGUUUGAGUACCUUAUAUUAUAUAUCAUAUACUUGGUUGUGAAUUAUGUAUAUUGCUAAAUAAAUUAGUGUGGAAGACUUGUGGUGACACUUGGUUAUGCUAUAUAAUAAAAGUGACCGGUAUGUUAGUACUUAGUAGGGAUU
Trifolium pratense (red clover) is the source of this 908-nucleotide messenger RNA. Its product is annotated as probable glutathione S-transferase. Gene Ontology annotation, molecular function: glutathione transferase activity. Gene Ontology annotation, cellular component: cytoplasm. The record is from RefSeq and is a predicted model, not a curated record. The coding region runs from base 93 to 758 and encodes 221 amino acids. Lineage: Eukaryota; Viridiplantae; Streptophyta; Magnoliopsida; Fabales; Fabaceae. The transcript has 2 exons. Gene Ontology annotation, biological process: glutathione metabolic process.